This is a messenger RNA of Portunus trituberculatus (swimming crab), 549 nucleotides long. RefSeq lists its product as uncharacterized. The transcript is spliced from 5 exons. Bases 1 to 549 code for a protein of 182 amino acids. Lineage: Eukaryota; Metazoa; Arthropoda; Malacostraca; Decapoda; Portunidae. Gene Ontology annotation, biological process: proteolysis. The record is from RefSeq and is a predicted model, not a curated record. Gene Ontology annotation, molecular function: serine-type endopeptidase activity.
AUGGCGACGAUCCUUGUGGCAGUGUUGACUGUCAUUCUGGCCUCGACGCUCGGCCAGAGUUACAUUCGUUCCCACCCGUUAAACAGCCUUGUGGUGCGUCUUGGUGAAUAUGAUCAUGCCAAUAACUUACACGGAAUAGUUGGCCAAGACUUCUCUGCGGCAGAUAUCUUCUUUCACCCUCUUUAUUCCAUUGCAUAUUCACGAUACAGUCUGGUGCUCAUCAAGUUGAAUUCCACAGUCUCCUUUAAGGUCGAGUUCAUUAAACCCGUGUGCCUCCCCUGGGGGUUGGACAGCAAUAAAAACCUAACGGGCCAAAAAGGACUGGUGGUAGCUCCCUGGAACACAUUAGAUUGUAAGUUCCUUCGCAUUAAUAUUGAGGACAAGGGUGCACCUCUUGUGACUAUGGAGGAGGGUGAGCGCUAUGUGGCGGCAGGUAUUUUGGGAUACGGCUUUUUUUGUGGAGUGGAGGAAUUCCCCGCUCCGUACAACAAUUUACGGUAUCCGGAAAACUUGGCCUGGAUCAAGAAUGUGGCGUUCACCACACACUGA